Messenger RNA from Linepithema humile (Argentine ant), 1252 nucleotides. RefSeq names its product odorant receptor 4-like. NCBI's taxonomy places the organism in Eukaryota, Metazoa, Arthropoda, Insecta, Hymenoptera, Formicidae. The record is from RefSeq and is a predicted model, not a curated record. Gene Ontology annotation, molecular function: odorant binding; olfactory receptor activity. Gene Ontology annotation, biological process: detection of chemical stimulus involved in sensory perception of smell; sensory perception of smell. Gene Ontology annotation, cellular component: plasma membrane.
AUUCCGGGCAACUUAUAAAAUCUACGAAAAAAUGCCGUUUAAUAAAUAUUAUCAAGAUGAUAUUAUGUACAUCACGCAAUUAACGCGUACCGUUCUAAUCACACUCGGAGUUUGGCCAUCCUUCAACAAAAAGAGAUCUACCAGCAAAAGAAUAUCCAAGUUUCUGCUGAUCUCUGCCUCUUAUAUUUUUCUCUGCUUCGUCCUGAUCCCCGGCAUCCUUUUCUGGCUAAUAGAAAAGAGAACGCGAGUCAGAAUUCAAACAAUUCCUUUACUUCUUUACGGUUUAAUGGCCAUAAGCAAGUACGGCAAUUUGAUAUUUCGCGAAAGACAGAUAAAGCGCUGUUUGAAGCACAUCGAGGAAGAUUGGAAAAACGUUAUCAGUACAGACGCACGUGAAAUAAUGAUCGAAUCUGCAAAGACCGGAAGACAUCUGGUCGCACUUUGCGGAGUUUUCAUGUACGGUAGCGGACUUUCCUUUCGAUCGAUUCUGCCGUUGUCCAAAGGAAAGAUGGUCACCGCGCAGAACGUCACGAUUAAACCGCUGCCUUGUCCGGGUUACUUUUUUUCCUUUAAUGCACAAGUUAGCCCCAAUUACGAGAUUAUUUUUGCGAUGCAGUUCUUGUCAGGUUUAGUCACUUACUCGAUUACAACUGGUGCGUGUGGCCUUGCCGCUGUGUUUGCGAUGCACGCUUGCGGUCAACUGAGAAUCCUGAUAAGUCUCAUGAAGCAUCUCGUCGAAGAAAAAUGGCAGGAAACACAAGACGUGGAUGUAAAACUGGCAAAGAUAGUCGAACACCAGAUAAGAAUACGAAGUUUUUUACAAUUGGUGGAACAUACUCUACAACAAAUAUGUUUGAUAGAAUUAAUGGGGUGCACUAUAAUCGUUUGCGUUCUUGGAUAUUGCAUGAUAAUGGAAUGGGAGAAAAGCAACGCAAUCGCUAUGUCUUCUUAUUUUAUAGCACUUUUGUCUCUGAUGAUAAAUAUGUUUAUGUUCUGUUACACGGGUGAACAGCUAACUACUCAGGCGGAAAAAGUAGCUACUACAUCAGGCGAACUUGAAUGGUAUCGUCUUCCAGACAAAAAAGCGCGUGAGAUCGUGUUGGUUAUGAUUAUGUCGAACUUACCUACUAAAAUUACUGCUGGGAAGAUGAUGGAUCUAUCGUUUAAGACGUACGGUGAUGUAAGAACAUAUAAUACACUCAAAUGCACCAUUCUAUCUGUUCAGAAAUUUGAAAUAAUUAUGAUAAAAUAA